Molecule: messenger RNA, 1455 nt
Organism: Cyclocybe aegerita
Lineage: Eukaryota; Fungi; Basidiomycota; Agaricomycetes; Agaricales; Hemipholiotaceae
Source: the annotation of a GenBank genome assembly
AUGCCUGUCGACGUUAUCAGCACCCCGGUCUCACACCCUGAACUAGAGCUCCGACUGCUAGAGUUGACCGUGGACAACCCUACAGGCCUGAAGGAGGACACGUCUCAUGAGAGCAUCUUUAUCGAUGUCGUGGAAAUCUAUCCUGAGAGGAGUAGGACGAAGAGAGGUCUUCGGCCUGGAGGAUUGGCGAGCUAUUUCCCUCAGAGCGCAGAGCUCAACUCUGGUCGUGGGGUGGAUGCAGGCCCUACUCUUCUGCGUAUAAUUUUUGUCGAGGACCCCGCCUAUGCGGACUCGUCUCUUCCACCUCUCAAUCGAGGCAGACCGUCGCUAAACAAGACGGCCUUGUGGCUGCACCACCGGUUCGGUGUCUCCCUGUCGUUCUAUCAGAACAUGAGCCCUACACUCGAGUUGCGCGCGACAGGGUGUGGGUACUUCACGAAGUACGACCAAGCCGAGAAGGCCAUCGCGUUAAUUGGUUUCUACCAGAACUCGCAUGGCUUCGAUGGAGGCCCAGUACACAUCUGGUUCUCCCAUAGCCUGCAAGAACCACGUUCGUCGACCUACGUAAUCUACAACACCCCUCCUGGUGCCAAGAAGCACAUCUUUAUGUGUGCGGAGAAGCAGGACUCGAGCUUGCUGCUUCGCCCCCUAGCCGUGGACGCGUUUAUGGAGGAGGAUUACCAUGACGCGUGGCAUCUCAAGACGGGAUGUUGGCGUACGAAGCUGGUUUAUUUUGAGGAUGACUCUCGCAUCUCUACCUUUACCCCUGCACAAUGCGUCAAAGCUGUCGAAGAACUACACGAUAUAGACAAGAACUUACACGUCGCACAUGGAAAUUUCCAAGAUCUCCUUGAGAAGCUCGACUUCCUGCUGUCCAUCCGAGAGAAGUAUCUCACCUACGCAGCUCAUCUCUCUCCGCCAGCCCAUUUCAGCCAACGUGAUAUCACUUCAAUCGACGAGUCCCUUUCCCUGCUGCGUCUGCGAGGGCAGUUUGGAUUACGCUGGACGAGGAACUAUUAUGAGAGGGCGAGGAUCAGAAUCAACCUUUUCUUCAACCUCACGACGCAAGCGGACAGUCGGACCAAUCUUGAUAUUGCGAGGCUAACAACGAAGAUAUCUGUAACGGCACAACGGGAUAGCUCGUCCAUGAUAACAAUUGCAGCUGUGACAAUGUUCUUCCUCCCGGGAUCAUUCGUGUCGACCCUAUUUAGCAUGGUAUUCUUCGACGCUGAGACGAACCAAAGGGGAAAGAUGAACCUUUCCGUCUCAUCUCAAUGGUGGCUCUUCCCGCUGGUUGCAAUCCCUCUUACAAUCCUUGUAUUCGUCAUCUGGAUCGUUUGGCAACGGCAGCGACAAGCACGAGUCCUAAAAGAAGUUGAGGAAGUACAACAGAUGACCCCGCGACUGGAGGACGUCGAACGUAGUUCAAUCUUCUCAGAGAAGAAAAUUCAUUAG